This is a messenger RNA of Condylostylus longicornis, 536 nucleotides long. It is a transcript of the gene Lamtor4, whose product is annotated as ragulator complex protein LAMTOR4 homolog. The record is from RefSeq and is a predicted model, not a curated record. The transcript has 2 exons. NCBI's taxonomy places the organism in Eukaryota, Metazoa, Arthropoda, Insecta, Diptera, Dolichopodidae. The coding region runs from base 86 to 400 and encodes 104 amino acids. Gene Ontology annotation, molecular function: guanyl-nucleotide exchange factor activity. Gene Ontology annotation, biological process: positive regulation of TOR signaling; cellular response to amino acid stimulus. Gene Ontology annotation, cellular component: Ragulator complex; lysosome.
CGUCUAUUAUGCGUAGAAACAUAUGUACGUUAUGGAUGUUUUAUUGUAAUGCUCGCAUCGAAAUACAUAUAUUUAAAAAAUAAAAAUGUUACCUCCGUUAGAAAGAAUAGCUUAUCAAAUAGGAUAUUUAGUUUUAAAUAGCGAUGGAGCUGUAUUGGAAUCUGGUGGAGAAUUGGAAAAUGAUGAAAGAAGUGCAAACAUAAUUAUGGGAAUGAUACAAAUAGCGGAAAGCGUCGAUGAAGAGUUUAUGCCAGAAAAUGGAUGUGAACGUAUUUCGAUAGUUUAUGAUGAUCACAGCUACACAAUAUGUAUGUCAAAUCGCAAAAUUAUUGUUGUAAAACGCAAACAUACAAAUUAUAUACCAUCAGCCGAUAAUGAAGUAAAUAAUCUGCUUGUUUAAAUAUAUAAUUUUUUUUCUGCACUAACUUUUAAUUACUUAAAAUUAUUAUAAUUAUGCAUACAAUAUUGCUUUAAUUCUAAAAAUAAAAGAAAAUGUACAUACAUAAAUAAAUAUUUAAUUUUAUUUAAAAUAAAAA